AUGAAAACAACCGGAUUAUACAGGACUCUGAUAGGAAGCGAACAAAAGGAUGGACUACCGCUAUAUUUGCGGGGGACUCCAGAAAUGAAUAGAGCAGCCAGCAUAAUUUUUGGAUUAAGGGCAGGCUCAAACUUUACCAAUCAAUGUAGAUAUACUAGGCACAUUAUCGACAGUCCUGAUUCAAAUUCUGCGGAAAACCGGUGGAAGACGAAGCAUAUGUAA
Blepharisma stoltei is the source of this 222-nucleotide messenger RNA. Lineage: Eukaryota; Ciliophora; Heterotrichea; Heterotrichida; Blepharismidae. The record is from the annotation of a GenBank genome assembly.